Messenger RNA from Coregonus clupeaformis (lake whitefish), 2426 nucleotides. RefSeq names its product gelsolin-like. Bases 118 to 2280 code for a protein of 720 amino acids. Gene Ontology annotation, molecular function: actin filament binding; phosphatidylinositol-4,5-bisphosphate binding. NCBI's taxonomy places the organism in Eukaryota, Metazoa, Chordata, Actinopteri, Salmoniformes, Salmonidae. The transcript has 16 exons. The record is from RefSeq and is a predicted model, not a curated record. Gene Ontology annotation, cellular component: actin cytoskeleton; cytoplasm. Gene Ontology annotation, biological process: actin polymerization or depolymerization; actin filament severing; barbed-end actin filament capping.
UUUCCAGCUAUAUAAUAGUCUCACUCACAUUCAAUCUUUGCAGAAUCUGGAAAACUACACAACAUCCACAUACUUUGCAGCUGAGUUCAUCUUCAAAAGUCUUCUACUAUCAGAACCAUGGUGUGCCAUAAGGAGUUCCAGACUGCAGGAAAGGGGCCUGGUCUUCAGGUAUGGCGUGUGGAGAAGAUGGAUCUGAAGCCGGUUCCUAAACAGCUCUAUGGGAACUUCUUCACUGGAGACUGCUACGUUCUGCUCUACACCACCGCCGCCCCCUCAUACUACAUCCACAUGUGGCUGGGAAGUGAGAGUUCUCAGGAUGAGAAUGGUGCGGCGGCCAUCUUUAGCACCCAACUGGAUGAUUUCCUGGGCGGAGGCCCGGUCCAAUUCAGAGAGGUCCAGAACAAUGAGUCUCUCACCUUCCUGGGUUACUUCAAGUCUGGCAUCAAGUACAAGCAAGGUGGAGUGGCCUCUGGCUUCCAGCACGUGGUGACCAACGACAUGAACGUCAAGCGUCUGCUGCACGUCAAGGGCCGCAGGGUCAUCAGAGCCACGGAGGUGGACAUGUCCUGGUCCAGCUUUAACAGUGGGGACUGCUUCAUCAUCGACCUGGGAAAAGAUAUCUUCCAGUGGUGUGGCAGUGAGAGCAACCGCUUUGAGCGUCUGAAGGCAUCCGAGGUGGCCAUCGAUGUCCGUGACAACGAGAGGAAUGGCCGUGCCAAGCUGCAAAUUGUUGAGGAGGGAGGAGAGCCAGAGGCUAUCAUCGAAGCUCUGGGGCCCAAACCCAACAUCCCUGCAGGAAGCCCUGAUGACGAGACUGUUGAUAGAUCCAACAAGAAGGGAGCUCUCUACAUGAUCUCUGAUGCGGCAGGCUCCAUGAAGGUGUCAGUGGUGGCCCAGACCAGCCCCUUCAAACAAGAGAUGCUCUCCCCCAGCGAGUGUUAUAUUCUGGACAAUGGAGGAGACAGCAAGAUCUUUGUUUGGAAAGGACCUAGUGCCACCACAGCUGAGCGCAAGUCUGCCAUGAAUGCUGCAGAACAGUUCAUCAAGGAGAAGAAUUACCCCAAGCACACCCAGGUCCAGGUGUUGCCAUGUGGAGGAGAGACUACCCUGUUUAAGCAGUUCUUCUGUAACUGGAAGGACAAGGACCAGACCACGGGCCCAGGCCAGGCCUACAGUGUGGGACGUAUUGCCAGGGUGGCGCAGGUCCCCUUCGACUCCUCCGCCCUACACACCAACAAGACCAUGGCAGCCCAGCACGGCAUGGUGGAUGACGGAUCCGGGAAGGUUCAGGUGUGGCGUGUGGAGGGUGGUGACCAGGUGCCAGUUGACCCUUCCAGCUAUGGCCAGUUCUAUGGAGGUGACUGCUACCUGGUCCUGUACAGCUACCGCCUGGGAAGCAGGGAGCAGCAUAUCAUCUACACCUGGCAGGGGCAGAAGUGUACUCAGGAUGAGCUGGCUGCUUCUGCCUUCCUGACGGUCAGGCUGGACGACUCCAUGGGAGGCUCACCUGUCCAGGUGCGUGUGACUCAGGGCAAGGAACCGGCCCACCUGAUGAGUCUGUUCAAGGGGAAACCCAUGGUGAUCCACCUGGGCGGAACAUCCCGUAAGGGGGGCCAGAGCAAGGUGGGCUCCACACGCCUAUUCCACAUCCGCCAGAGCUCCACCAAGGCCACACGGGCUGUCGAGGUGGAGCCCUCUGCUGCGUUCCUGAACACCAAUGAUGUGUUUGUGCUGAAGUCCCCUGACACUGUGUUCCUGUGGAGGGGAGUGGGGGCCUCUGAGGAGGAGCUGGCUGCAGCCCAGUACGUCACCUCUUUCCUGGGAGGAGGACGUGCCACUGAGGUGUCAGAGGGCAAGGAGCCUGCUGGGUUCUGGUCUGCUCUGGGAGGGAAGAAGGAGUACCAGACCUCCAAGAAUCUGCAGAAGAUGGUCAAGCCACCACGCCUGUUUGGCUGCUCUAACAAGACUGGCAGGCUCAUAGCUGAAGAGGUGCCUGGAGAUUUCAACCAGUCAGAUUUGGCAACCGAUGAUGUCAUGAUUCUGGACACUUGGGAUCAGAUCUUCCUCUGGAUAGGCAACGAGGCCAAUGAAGUGGAGCGUACCGGAUCAUCAAAAAUUGCCAAAGACUAUGUGGAUUCGGACCCCUCUGGUCGCCGGGGCAUUGCCAUCACCACGAUCAAGCAGGGAAUGGAACCGCCAACCUUCACUGGCUGGUUCCAGGCCUGGGACCCCAAGAUGUGGGAAACAGACCCCCUGGAGCGUAUCCGUGCCCGCUUUUAAACUCUGUCACUUGCAAAUGUUUGACAUAACAAUGAGUGACAAGGAGUAUUAUGUCUUUAUUUUACUAUUAUCAUGUAUAACCGUGUGGCUUCUCAAUAAAACAAGUGCCAAUGCUCAAACGCAAUAAUUAAAAGGGGAUAACUAAA